AUGUCCUAUGACCGCUAUGUGGCCAUCUGCCUCCCACUGCACUAUGAAAUCAUCAUGGAUCCCAGAAAAUGUGGAUGGGCUGUGGCAGCUGUGUGGUUAAGUGGUGGCAUCUCGGGCAUCUUGUACACAACAACUACAUUUUCUAUCAGAUUCUGUAAAGUUAAAAUAAUCCACCAGUUCUUCUGUGAUAUCCCACAAUUGCUCAAGCUUUCCUGCUCCAGUGAUUACCUUGGAAUUGUUGGAGUGGUUGCCUUCAUGUCUACAAUGGCAUUUGUCUGCUUCAUCGCCAUCGCCCUCUCCUAUGUCCACAUAUUCUCCACAGUCCUCAGGAUGCCCUCUGCUGAAGGUCGGUCUAAGGUCUUCUCCACCUGCCUGCCGCACCUCUGUGUUGUAUCACUUUUUCUCUCCACUGGAGCCUUUGUCUAUCUAAAGCCAACCUCAGACUCUCCAACUAUCUUUGACCUCAUGCUCUCUUUGUUUUACACAGUACUUACCCCAACCCUCAACCUUGUUAUCUACAGUUUCAGGAAUGAGGCCAUGAAGGGGGCUGUAAGGAUGUUAAUGCCAGGUGGAAAAUUAUUUGGAAAAGGAUCAUUUAAAUUUUCUUCUCUGUGA
Messenger RNA from Nannospalax galili (Upper Galilee mountains blind mole rat), 615 nucleotides. RefSeq names its product olfactory receptor 14J1-like. Gene Ontology annotation, molecular function: olfactory receptor activity; odorant binding. The transcript has a single exon. Gene Ontology annotation, cellular component: membrane. The coding region runs from base 1 to 615 and encodes 204 amino acids. The record is from RefSeq and is a predicted model, not a curated record. Lineage: Eukaryota; Metazoa; Chordata; Mammalia; Rodentia; Spalacidae. Gene Ontology annotation, biological process: G protein-coupled receptor signaling pathway.